CAAACAAUCUCAUCUCCUUCCUUUCCUCUUUUCUCUCCUUCUUGUGAAAACCCUAAUCUCUUUCUCUCAUCUCUAUACCUCUCUUUAUUGUCUCCUCUGUUUCUCCGAUGAUCAGAUAUGAUAAAGUAACUUCAAAAACCGCUUGAAUUCACGUUAUUAGAAAAUAUAGGUUUCAGUUCAUCGAUUCUGGUCGGGAGAGAGAUUUGUCUGAAAAAAAUGGCUACAAAUGGUUGCGAUGUGAAUCAGCUUGAUUCCGAUUUGCUUCUGCCUCCACGGAAGCGAUUACUCGCCGGAUUCAAGAAACAGAACAGCAAUGGGUCCUCCUCUCCGAGUCCUCCUCUUCCUUCUUCCUCUUCUACUUCAUAUUCCAACGGCUCCUCCUCUGCUUCCAUCGUUGUGCAGACCCAUCUAGACAAUCUGUUGACUUCCCAACUCAACGACGACCAGAGUCGGUCUCCGGAGGAGCUAAAAGCAGCCGCUGCUUUAGCGGUAAAGAUCGCAAAGGCGGCCAGAGCCGCAGCUAAUGAGAAAGCCAUUAUUGCUUCAAAGGCAGUAGCUGCAGCCAAGAGUGCGUUGCAACUGUUCGCUUCUUUUCCGGCUGAGACCGUGAAAGAGAGGUCUCCUAGGAAGAAUAAGCAGAAGAAACAUGUCCCUGUUCAUGUUUUGUAUUCGAAAGAUGAGGAUUUAGUGCAUAGGUUGGAUCGAGCUAUAAACAACUCCCCUAGGGUCUUGACCGGGCAUAGAAACAAGAAGCUAAAGAGUGUAGCUACCUAUGAGAAUAGGACAGUGACUAGUAGUACUAUGUACGAUGGGCAUGAUGUUGCGGGUGUUGUGGAUUCAGACACCUCCACUGACGAUGAAGUAGACAGAAUUAGAGUGAACGGGAAGGUGAAAACAAGGGAAGAGAGUAGCUCAUUGGGGAAAAGAAGAGGAAGAGUGAAGCUAAAGAAGUUAGAUUUGAGCAUUUGUGCCUCUAAGGAUCAAGAAAACGGAACCAUCACCAACUCUCUGGCUCAGACGGGAGAUUCUAAUGGUGGUGUGGCUCAGGUGAGAUCAUAGCUGGGCUAUCAUGAGAGUGUUAGGAUCUAAAGUUAGAGCAAUGUAUGUGUGUGAGCAGAAAACAAAGUUGUGUACGUUCAUAUCAACUCUUUUACCUAAAAGAGGUAAAGAAAAGUGCAGAUUCAGUAGCAUUGCCAUAUUCAGUAGAAUCCGGAUGUUGUUUUUCGUUUUCAUUGUUCUGCUUUUUUGGGUAAUGUGUUUGGAUUUAUGUUGCUUGUAUAGUAUUUGCUAGAUACAUAGUAGAUUUUAUAUAGUAUAUGCUGGUUGUUAAAUCAUUGCGAGUGUUUGUUGAACCAAUGACUAUUUAUUGGGAUUUGUAGCUGAGAGUCGAAUUUAAUAAAAGUGAUAGUCU
Eruca vesicaria subsp. sativa (arugula) is the source of this 1411-nucleotide messenger RNA. The record is from the annotation of a GenBank genome assembly. NCBI's taxonomy places the organism in Eukaryota, Viridiplantae, Streptophyta, Magnoliopsida, Brassicales, Brassicaceae.